Messenger RNA from Macrobrachium nipponense, 1456 nucleotides. RefSeq lists its product as uncharacterized. Gene Ontology annotation, molecular function: monoatomic cation channel activity. NCBI's taxonomy places the organism in Eukaryota, Metazoa, Arthropoda, Malacostraca, Decapoda, Palaemonidae. The coding region runs from base 11 to 1456 and encodes 481 amino acids. Gene Ontology annotation, biological process: calcium ion transport. The record is from RefSeq and is a predicted model, not a curated record. The transcript has 8 exons. Gene Ontology annotation, cellular component: plasma membrane.
CACCGUCCAGAUGACGUGCUAUGGAGAAGCGGGGGCAUCCCCACCUGCAGAAAAGGCCGUGGUCAUAUACCGCCCCAUUUUGCCCAGUGACGUCAUCCUGAAUGUCUCUGAAUUGGUCGUGUGGCCAGCAGGCAAAGCUGACGUCACCAUAACCCUGACGUCGAUUGGGGAACUUCCCACUCGCGUCUCUGGAUACAUCGCCUGGGGAGAUGAUGUCCAAGAAGGGGAAAUCCGAGGGAACGCUGAAUUUGACCUGAGUGACGUCACGGCUCCUGGAAACACGGGGUCUGUUUCCACAGUCCUGGAAUACAGUUUCGGCCGUUCCGGCGUCUACAACAUGACGGCUUGCUUGAAGAACAACGUCUCCGUGGUGUUCGCUUCCAGGGAGAUUCGCGUCAUCGACCACAUAACCCUGAGGGCGGUGACGGUGGAAUAUUCAGACGAAGCCGAUAUCCCGGACUGGCAGACGGAGGUCUUCAAGACAUCUGUGAACUUGAACAUCACAGCCAUCGUGGACACAGGUGCUGUGGAGCAGUUCGUUCUGAGCGCUGAUGGAGACCUCCUGACGAAUCCUGGCCCAUCUUUCACCUAUGCCUUCGACCGGGCCGGCGAAUACAACAUCACCGUGAAGGCUUCGGGUGAGGCCGGAGAAUCUCCCAGCGUGUCGACUGCCAUAACAGUGGCAAGACCUCUUCUUCGGGAGAACUUCAAGCUGGUUGUGCCUUCUCUGGUCGUCUGGCCUUCAGGCGAAGCUCUGGUCACCAUCCACUUGAACUCGACUGCAGAAUUGCCCACGGGAGUCACAGGGACUGUCGACUGGGGAGACGGGGAUCCUGUCACUCUGGUCGACUGGAAAAACGUCACGGCACCUGGAAGGACUGGCGAAGUUUCUGAGGAUUUCAUUCACGUCUACACAAGGGAAGGGAACUACACUGUCACCUUCAUGGCCGGGAAUGAGGUUUCUAAGGCGAAUGUGACGGGAAUGGUAAGAGUGGUAGACGACCUCGCCCUCAGCCGCAUCGUCGUAUCUUACCGAGACCCGGCGGACGAACCUGGCUGGAACACCACCUGGCUGAAGACUGGAGUCGACCUCCGCUUCCAGGCCAUCCUCGACACGGGCGAGGCCACUUCCUAUGCCCUUUCCGUCGAGGGGGAGGCACAGCCCAUCACCAGCCCCAAUUCCACCAUCUUGUAUAGAUUUGCCUUGGCUGGGGAAUACCACAUCAACAUGAGCUGCUCAGGCGAGGCUGGCGUCUCACCCGUUGUGGUCAGCACGGUCAAAGUGGCCCAUCCCAUCUCUCCAAACCACACGACCUUGAGAGUACCAACCCUCGUCGUGUUGCCUCCAGAGAGAACUCACGGUGCAAGGAGGGAAGAAAAAACUAAUAUGCAGGGUAACUCACACCUGCAGACAGAUAGACUGGACUUUAGAGGGUUUACUGGACGAAAUAGCUGA